UUCCCUUUCAAUAGGCUCUACUAGAUUAGUCUUUUCUUUACUGGACAGUAAAUAAUCUAAACCGGGUAAAAUGAUGUUAUUUUUUACCAAACUAGAAAUAUUUAAGGCACUCUUUUUGUUCUGCUAAACGGCGAUGUGGCUUAGACGUUAUCAUCAACUUUGGCUCUUUUACUUGUCCUAUGCUGUUUUUUGGUUCCUUGUUUCAAGAUCACACCAAUAAGUUACUGUUAAUUAAUUUGCUUGUAAUAAAGAAACAAAAGCUUAGAACAUCUACAAGAGACAAAAAAAUUAGUAAUAUUUGAGUGAGUAAAUGAGUAGCUUUAAACAAAGUAAAAAUAAAAAUAGAAAAAAAGUGAAAAAAAAUGGGAGAAUAGAUUGAGUGAAUGAUUUCGGAGGGCAGAGGAAAGCAGCAUCAGUGUGUUACUUCUUCUGUCAUUGUCACAUUAUACUUUCAUAGCCAUUUUCAUCUCUCAUUCUCACUUUCAUUUUUUCAUUUCAAAUUUUCUAAUUCCCUCUCAUUCUCACACAUUCUCUCUAAUGGAUGCUGCUACCUCACAACCAUUGAAGUAUCAGACAUGGCUUUUGAAAGUUUCUAUCCAUUGUGAAGGUUGCAAAAGAAAAGUAAAGAAAGUUCUACAAAACAUUGAUGGAGUAUUUACUACAACAAUUGAUCCGCAACAGCAAAAGGUAACAGUCACAGGAAAUGUUGCUGUUGAGACUCUGAUAAGAAAACUGGCCAAAGCUGGAAAACAUGCUGAGGUUUUGCCGGUGAAUCUUCCUGCAAAAGGUAAAGAUUCCAACAAAGGUAACAACAGUAACAAGAGUGAACAAAGAGACAAAGAACAAAAGAAAAACAACUCUUCAGAAAAUAGUACUGAAUCCAACCAUAGUUCUUCUGUCAAAGACAAAGUAGUUGAAAAUGCUGAAAAAUGCAUGGGUGAAAAAAACAGUAAUAAGACAAAAACUAAGGUGUCGCCGGAAAAGUCGCCGGGAAAGUCUCCGUCCAAGUCUCCGGCCAGUUGUAAGAAACCGGAGAAGGACAACAAGGCUGGAGGUGAUUCUGGGAAGAAGAAGAUGAAGAAAGUUGGUGAAACUGGAACUAAAACAAGAAACAAUGGGUUGAGUUCAGCAUCUAAUGGUGGACCUGCACACACUGGAUCAGGAUUCCAUAGUCCAGGUAAGGUUGUGGGGCAAGUGAAUCUCAGCCCUACACGUCAGCAGCAACCGUACAUGAUGUACCCAGAAACGUGUUAUCCUCCUUUGGUACAACAAUAUGCAGCAUACAACAGAUUAUGUCCCAUGGGAACAAUGGAUUGUCCUUCUUACUAUGUUCCACCAUUGCCCUACAUGUGUUCAGGCCUUGAUCGUGACUCUUAUCAGUUUCAAUCUGGACCGUUGAUUCCCUUUGAAUUGUUCAGUGAUGAAAAUGCAAAUGGGUGUUUUAUCAUGUGAUGUUGCACUUUUAGCUGGUUUUGUUUGUUCUGUUAUAGGAUAGUUUUGUUGUGUUAUGGUAAUUUUGUAAUUGAGGAAAAUUUAGCUUUUGUGUUAUGGUAAA
Messenger RNA from Vicia villosa (hairy vetch), 1555 nucleotides. RefSeq names its product heavy metal-associated isoprenylated plant protein 35-like. NCBI's taxonomy places the organism in Eukaryota, Viridiplantae, Streptophyta, Magnoliopsida, Fabales, Fabaceae. Bases 538 to 1452 code for a protein of 304 amino acids. The record is from RefSeq and is a predicted model, not a curated record. Gene Ontology annotation, molecular function: metal ion binding. The transcript is spliced from 3 exons.